AUGGAUUCCACUACACUACCGUUAUUCCCCACGACAUGCUCAUCUGUUUGCGCCAAUUUAUUGAUUGAUCAGAGCUCUGACGUCACGGAAGAUCAAUUAUCGAUUGCCUUCAAACACCUCAAAGUUCUUUAUGGCUUCCUUCAUAUCAUAGACACAAAUUUCUCAAAUAUCAAAUUUCUUUCCGGACUGGAAACUGUGGAAUGCUACAGUACACCAGAGAAUGAGAAAUCUCCUCCUGACAGUAUGAAUAUGGAAGUGUUGGUUAUUGAGGAUAACCAGUAUCUUACUGAAAUCGGAAUGACCAAUUUUACAUCAACAUCGUGUGCACUGAAAAUCUGGAAUCCUGCCAAAUUCAGCAGAUUGAAUGUUCCAAAUUUGAAGAACUUCUACACCAUCGAGAACUCCACCACCACCGAAAUCAAACAUAGGCUCUACGGUUCUCCAGAUUUUUGUCUGACAAUCGGGGAAAUCACUCACUUCGUCAACAGCCAAAUAUCUCACCUCUCUUUCAAAGCAGUUCCAUGCAAACUCUCUGAGACUAGCGGUAUCUCAUCGAUCGACGGAGAGAAGAUUUGUGAAAUCGAAAAAUUCAGUCUCCAAACUUUUGACACCUCCUGUCAACGGGUGUCUGGACACAUUGUUAUCGGUCCAGGCGAUGAGAAAUUCGUGUGGAAAAUGGAGAAUGUCACAUGGAUCUAUGGAACGAUUCUGGUGAAACUGACAAAUCUCACUGAUAUUGACUGUUUUGGGAGUCUGGAGUAUGUAAUUCACGGUUGGGAUAUUCCAGCCGGUGCUACUAUAACUAUCCGAUACAACGCGAAUCUUCUCACCGCUCGUUUCCCACGUUUGAAGCGGAUAGUUGGACACGUUGAAAUCAUGGAAAAUAACAAAAAUAUGAUAAUUGAUCACAGUUUAUGCUAUGGAGUGAAUUAUACGGAAAAGAAUCAAAUGUUUUUCCCAACGGACUGUGGUGAGGGACAUUUUGCAACCGUGCCGUUUUGA
Messenger RNA from Caenorhabditis remanei, 1002 nucleotides. RefSeq lists its product as uncharacterized. The coding region runs from base 1 to 1002 and encodes 333 amino acids. The transcript has 4 exons. NCBI's taxonomy places the organism in Eukaryota, Metazoa, Nematoda, Chromadorea, Rhabditida, Rhabditidae. The record is from RefSeq and is a predicted model, not a curated record.